AUGGGCACCUCCAUUUUCACAAGUCUCCUCAUUAUUCUCCUGACUGGGGGCUCCCCAGCAGGAUGUGCUGAUGACAGAGUCUCCUCAUCUCAUGACAUGGCUGGAAGCACAAAAAACCCUGUGCUGUUGAACAAUACAGCGGACAUCAAAGCCUUCACCAGUGCUGUGGAGGUGGCAGUCGUUGGAUUCUUCCAGGACCUGGAGAGCGCUGAAGUGUCUGAGUUUCGGCAGGCGGCUGACGUGAUCCCCGAAGUGCCCUUCGGCCUCAGCACCAGCCCAUCAUCGUGGUCCCACUACAACACCACGGCAGGCACCCUUGUGCUCUUCCGCAGGGCAGAUGGUGACCAGAGGUAUCUGCAUAACGUAGACGGAGAAGAAAUCAAGGCUGAGACGAUGAUUCGUUUCGUUCGGAUAAACGAGCUCCGGCCGGUGACUGAGUACAACCCUAUGACAGCAGUUGGUCUGAUGCACAGUUCGGUCCAGUUGCACCUCCUCCUGAUCACAGACAAGAGAUCCUCAGAACAUCCUGAACGCAUGCACAGAUUUCGUGAGGCAGCAGAGCUCUUCCAAGGGAAGAUUCUCUUUAUCCUGCUAGACAGCAAUGUGAAAGGCAAUGAAAAAGUGAUAUCAUUCUUCAAACUGAAGAAGUCCCAGCUGCCAGCUCUGGCUAUAUACCGCUCAGAAGAUGAGGAGCAAGACGUGUUGCUUCUGGAUGAAGUCUCUGUUGAUCGUAUUCAGGGCUUCUGUAAUGUUUUCUUACAAAGAAAGCAGAAGAAAAAAGAUGAACCAGAUGAACCAGCGGAGAAGGCCGUCAAUGAGGAACUCUGAUUCCCUUCUCAGCCUAUAGGAUGACU
Messenger RNA from Tinamus guttatus (white-throated tinamou), 854 nucleotides. RefSeq names its product endoplasmic reticulum protein 27 (gene ERP27). Gene Ontology annotation, cellular component: endoplasmic reticulum. Lineage: Eukaryota; Metazoa; Chordata; Aves; Tinamiformes; Tinamidae. The record is from RefSeq and is a predicted model, not a curated record. Gene Ontology annotation, biological process: protein folding; response to endoplasmic reticulum stress.